Messenger RNA from Cryphonectria parasitica EP155, 1767 nucleotides. Its product is annotated as alpha/beta-hydrolase. Gene Ontology annotation, cellular component: fungal-type vacuole. Gene Ontology annotation, biological process: proteolysis. The transcript has 6 exons. The record is from RefSeq and is a predicted model, not a curated record. Lineage: Eukaryota; Fungi; Ascomycota; Sordariomycetes; Diaporthales; Cryphonectriaceae. Gene Ontology annotation, molecular function: serine-type carboxypeptidase activity. Bases 1 to 1767 code for a protein of 588 amino acids.
AUGAAGCAGAUGAGCAAGGCCCUCCUGGCAGCCUCUUGGCUCGCCGCGCAGACUGCCUAUGCACAGUUCGUGACUGCGCCGACGGAUCUUAACGAGACCACCGGCUACCUGAGCAUUCCUGUGCGGUCCAAGCAGGUUCCUGAUGGGAUCUGUGAGACUACACCGGGAGUCAAGUCCUACUCUGGAUAUGUCGACAUUGCCGAGCACGAACACAUCUUCUUUUGGUUCUUUGAAGCUCGCAAUGAGGAUCCUACAACUGCUCCGCUGACAGUCUGGAUUAAUGGCGGCCCCGGUUCCUCGUCCAUGAUCGGUCUAUUUCAAGAGAAUGGGCCGUGUGGCGUUGAUUAUGAUGGCAACCUGUACAAUAACCCGUACUCCUGGAACAACGCCAGUAACAUGCUCUUCAUCGACGAGCCGACCGGCACGGGCUUCAGCUACUCCGACGCUAUCCCAGCCUACGUAUCAGACUACGGCGACGUCGUCCAGCUCCCCAGCGAGUCGUGCCCUGACUACGCCGCUGAUCUGGACUGUGGCACGUACUCUUACGCCAGCCUGCUCGACACGGCCAACUCGACCUCGGCCGCGGCCCCGCGCUUUUGGCGGACCCUGCAGGGCUUCAUGGGCGCCUACCCGCAGUACUCACGCGAGUCCUUCCACUUCACCACCGAGUCCUAUGGUGGGCACUAUGGUCCCAUCUUCAAUGAGUACAUUGAGACGCAGAACGCCGCCAUCCGAAAUGGCUCGCUUCCGGGUGCUCACGCGAUCAACCUCGCCUCGGUCAUGAUCGGUAAUGGCUGGUAUGACCCGCUCAUCCAGUAUGCAGCUUACUAUAACUUUACCGUCUACCCAGGCAACACAUAUGAUUACUCUCCCUUUGAUGCCUCCACGCAGGCCAAGAUGUACAAUGGUAUGUACGGAGCUGGCAACUGCUACGACCUGACAGUAUCAUGUUACGAGACUGGCAUCAACGAGAUCUGCUCCUAUGCCGACGACUUCUGCUAUUACGAGGUGGAGGCCGUGCUGGAUGAUGCGGCCGAUCGCGACGAGUACGACAUCCGCGAGCUGCAGCCGGAUCCCUUCCCGUAUGAGUUCUAUGUCGACUACCUGAACACCCCUGAAGUCCAGGCGGCGAUUGGCGCCUUUGUGAACUUCACCGAGGGGUCGGAUUACGUUGGUGAUGCUUUUGGUAGCACUGGUGAUGACGACAGGGAGGACGGGACCCUCGAGGCGGUGCGAGAGCUUGUGUCUCAGGGUGUUUAUGUGGUCCACUAUGCCGGUGAUGCGGACUACAACUGCAACUGGCUCGGCGGCCAGGCCGUGGCCGAGAAGAUCAACGCCACCAACUUCAACUCGGCUGGUUUCACCAACAUCACCACUUCUGACGGCAUCGUCCAUGGCCAGGUGAAACAGAGCGACAACUACGCCUUCGCCCGCGUCUACUACAGCGGCCACGAGGUGCCCUUCUACCAGCCCGUGCUGGCUCUCGAGAUGUUCGAGCGCGUCCUGGCCGGCAAGGACGUGGCGACCGGCCUGGUGGGCAUCGCCAGUAACUACACCACCGUCGGCCCCAGUGUCAGCACCUUCCGGGAGGGCAACGCCACCGUGCAGUUCGACGUUGUGCCCACGAGCGCGACCUACAAUGUGACCACAGGCGCCCCGAACCCGUACUCCGGGUCCUCGUCGCAGAAGCGCGGGAAGGCCCAGGCGAAGAGGUCGCACAAGAAGCGGACGGCUGCUCUUCUGCGUCAGAACAAGCGCUGGGCAUGA